Molecule: messenger RNA, 888 nt
Organism: Gastrolobium bilobum
Lineage: Eukaryota; Viridiplantae; Streptophyta; Magnoliopsida; Fabales; Fabaceae
Exons: 1
Coding region: 1-888 (295 amino acids)
Source: RefSeq, a predicted model, not a curated record
AUGUACAUCAAAGGGAUAGAGGAACCCUUGAUCACAAGGCUUUUUGCAACCACAUUAACCGGGGCAGCCCAGGCGUGGUUCUCGUCAUUACCAGCGGGAUCCAUCAAAUCCUUUGAGGAGUUUGGCGGGCGGUUCUUGCUGAACUUCGCCACCAGUAAGAAGCAGCCGAAGUCGGAAUUCGCGCUGGGGAAAAUUAAGCAACAACCAGGGGAGACGCUACAGAAAUACCUAGAUCGGUUCAAGUUGGCCGCGCUUCAGGUACCUGGAUUGCCAGAAAACGUUCACUUACAUCUGGUGAUAGCCGGGUUGCACGGAACAUCCCGAUUAGCUAAGUCAGUAUAUAAGGAUCCACCUCGGACCUUAGUGGAGUUUAACACGCGCUCCAAAAAAUACCUGGAGCUCAAGCAGAUGGAGUGGGAAAAUGUGGACCAAAGGCAACAACCUGGUCAGGGGGACAAGCUCGGGGGCCGACGGAUGAAUGACCUUCGAGGAAAACGGCAGGAUGAUAGGCAACAGGCCAAGGGAAGGUUUGAUAAAUAUGCCCCCUUGAACUCUUCUCGAUCGCAAAUAUGGCGCGAAGUCACGUCCACCGACAUGAAGAGAGUCGAGCGACCUCGGCCUCUACAGAACCAGGCUGGUUUAGAUCGGACCCGGUACUGCGCAUUUCACGAUGGGCCGGGCCAUACAACAGAUGAAUGUUGGGACCUUAGAGAUGCAAUUGAGAAGUACAUUAGAGAGGGGAAUUUGCGGCAGUAUUUGAUCCGUACGCAGGGAUGGAGAAAUAGGAAGAGGAGAGGCGGAAGGCUCGAAAAUCCACCCAAGGAUAAGAAGUUUAGAGAGGAAGGACGAGGUAAGAAGCCGGCUAAAGAAGAUGACGAAUUCCAAUAG